Molecule: messenger RNA, 1045 nt
Organism: Neolamprologus brichardi
Lineage: Eukaryota; Metazoa; Chordata; Actinopteri; Cichliformes; Cichlidae
Product: chemokine XC receptor 1-like
Biological process (GO): positive regulation of cytosolic calcium ion concentration; G protein-coupled receptor signaling pathway; calcium-mediated signaling
Cellular component (GO): external side of plasma membrane; membrane
Molecular function (GO): C-C chemokine receptor activity; C-C chemokine binding
Source: RefSeq, a predicted model, not a curated record
CAGCUUUUUUGUCACACUGAAACUCAACAGAAGACAUGACAACUGAUGCUUACGAAAAUUAAAAAUGGAAAACAACAUGACAACUAAUGAUGGAGUGAGGGAUCCUGUACAUUACAGUUGUACAGUUGAAUUUCCAAUUUUUACCGGGACUUUCUUCAUCUUAAUCUUCAUCAGUAGCCUCAUAGGCAACAGCCUCCUCUUAUGUGUUCUUUUCAUCUACGAGGGCCUGAAAAGUAUCACAAAUAUUUUCAUCCUGAACCUGGCCUGCUCUGAUUUGAUCUUCACCAUCACACUUCCAUUCUGGGCUGUUCAUCACCUACACCACUGGGUCUUUGGGGACUUUAUCUGCAAAUUCAUGACUGCUGCAUUCUUUGCUGGUUUGUACAGCAGUGUCAUUCUGCUGACUGCCAUGACAGUGGCCCGUUUCAUUAGGGUGGUGCUGCCAAACUGGAAAAAUAACCAUGCUAUAAGAAAGAAGUGUGCAGUUGGUGCUUGUAUAGCUGCCUGGAUCAUCAGCAUCUCAGCGUCCCUGAGUGAUGCAACAAAGGUAAAGGUUAAAAGCCGGUUUGGUAAAAACUAUUGCUAUGAUGAAUCUGAAGACAAGCUUGGACGUUAUCUCCAAGUGUCAUUGCUAUUCUUCCUCCCAUUUGCCAUCAUUAUUUUCUGCUACUCUGCCAUCCUCAAGACAGUUUUACAAGGUUUAAAUAGAAAGAAGCACAAGACUAUAGCUGUGCUGUUGUGUAUUGUUGCAGCCUCUUUCAUUUGCUGGGGGCCAUACCAUAUUAUGCUUUUAAUCAAGUCUCUCAAUACAAACAACGAUUGUAAGGUACUAAAAUGGUUAGAAGUUGCCUACAAUAUCUGUGAAAUGCUUGCCUAUUCUCACUGCUGUAUGAACCCUCUGCUAUAUAUGCUCUCAAAGAAGUUGCGAAAGCAUCUUUUAAAUCUUUUGCGCUGUAAAAAUGUGCGCAGGAAGAACAGGGAGAGAGACACCAGGCAGAAUGUGGCUUUCACUGCUGACAGUCCACAUAGUCAGCCAUUAAAUUAA